AUGUCGGUCCGAGAAGACGAGAACACUCCCGCCACAGCAGCGUUACGAGCCGAGCUGAAGAAGUGGGAAAAUGCCUUCCGAGAUGCACGCGGCCGGAAACCAGCACGCGCCGACAUCAAGGCCGACGCGAAUAUAGGUAAGGAGGAAGGACAUUGGCAACGAGUACGCGUUUUAAUAGAUGUGCAAGCUGCAAAGUACAAACUGUUCGAUCGACUUGCUGGACGCAAAGCUGCCGCGCCUCCGCCUCCACCAGCUCCCGCGGCGACGCCGAAGAAGAGCACGCGACACAGCGAGCCUAUAGAGAAUGCGAAGAGCAAGUUGUCAGCUACACCUCGAAAGACACCUUCGAAGACGAAGCACAAUACUCUGAAGUCUACAGUGUUGUCGCCUGUACAAGAGGUUGAGCCUACACCUGCUUUCAUUCGCAAUGCACUUGGUCCAACGCCGCAGAAGGAUGGGCAGGUUCUGGGUAUUUUCGACAUCGACUCGGGUCCAACACCUUCCAAGGUCGAGAACACGGCCACUGCUGGGCUCGACACCGUCGUAGCUGGUACUCCGAGCAAAGCAGCAGCGGAACCCAUCGACCAGAGAUUUUCUAGGACCCCUCAAUCCGUCAGCAAGCGCUACUAUCUCGACGCAUUCGCCGGCACUCCUCUGAAACGGAAGCGGGAGACGGAGGAUGUAGGCACAACGAGUAGUUCGAAGAGGAAGUAUGCUACACCUUCUUUUCUUCGACGAAGCUUUCCGUUAGCAUUGAUCGACGAGGAGGAUGCGGAAUCAACGGCGGCGUCCAGGCCUCCUUUCAGGAAGCGAGGUCUAGUGAGAAGUUUGAGCAGUAUCAUCCAAGGGCUGAAGAAGCAAGAAGAGGAGCGAAUGGAUGACGAAUGGGAUGUCAUGAAUGAGAUUGAAGAAGAGGAAACCCGACCGCAGAAGAAAAAAGUGCCGAAGCUUCUGGUAGGAGACAGUCAGGCUACAGAGAUGCCAUUGGGACCAGAUCGAGCGCCCGAGUCCGACGAUGAGGAUUCAUCGGCCGGGAAUGAAAACCAGACACGGAAGCCGUGGAAGAAGAAGGGACUCAAGAGGCAGACGAGGCGUGUCAUUAUGAGACCUGUCUUUCACAAAGCGAAGAAGGCCGAUGAUUUGGAAGAAGAUGAAGAGGAGGAGGAGCAAGCUGUGCCAGAGACCCAGCCGCAAGAUGCUCCGACUAGGCAGGCUGACGAUGCCGAGGAUUCUGAGCUCGACGCGGAUGAACUCGCGGCAGAGCACGAGGCAUUGUCGAAGGACAAGUUGACCAAGAAGAAGAAGCAAUCCAAGAAAGACUUGAAGAAGAAGGAUGACAAGAACGACACCGCCAAGACGAAAACGCGAAAGGUCAACCCGGAGGCACAUGCCAACUUUCGAAAACUCAAGAUCAAGAACAAGAAUUCAAAGGCAAACGGUAGAGGUAGAAAGUUUGGCAGAAGAUGA
Messenger RNA from Lecanosticta acicola, 1467 nucleotides. Lineage: Eukaryota; Fungi; Ascomycota; Dothideomycetes; Mycosphaerellales; Mycosphaerellaceae. The record is from the annotation of a GenBank genome assembly.